Messenger RNA from Echinops telfairi (small Madagascar hedgehog), 6250 nucleotides. RefSeq names its product calcium voltage-gated channel subunit alpha1 I (gene CACNA1I). Bases 21 to 5987 code for a protein of 1988 amino acids. The transcript is spliced from 35 exons. Lineage: Eukaryota; Metazoa; Chordata; Mammalia; Afrosoricida; Tenrecidae. The record is from RefSeq and is a predicted model, not a curated record. Gene Ontology annotation, cellular component: neuron projection; voltage-gated calcium channel complex; plasma membrane. Gene Ontology annotation, molecular function: low voltage-gated calcium channel activity; voltage-gated sodium channel activity. Gene Ontology annotation, biological process: positive regulation of calcium ion-dependent exocytosis; neuronal action potential; membrane depolarization during action potential.
ACUCCCUGCCUGGAGCCAACAUGGCUGAGAGCUCGCCGCCCGCAGCCCUGGCCCCUGAGCCCAGCGUCACAGAGCAGCCCGGCCCACAGAGCCCAAGCCCCCCGCCUUCCCCCCCGGGUCUGGCGGAGCCCCUGGAUGGAGCUGACCCCGACGUCCCGCACCCCGACCUGGCUCCCAUCGCUUUCUUCUGCCUGCGGCAGACCACCAGCCCCCGGAACUGGUGCAUCAAGAUGGUGUGUAACCCCUGGUUUGAGUGUGUCAGCAUGCUGGUCAUCCUGCUGAACUGCGUGACACUGGGCAUGUACCAGCCCUGCGAUGACAUGGACUGCCUGUCCGACCGAUGCAAGAUCUUGCAGGUCUUUGACGACUUCAUCUUCAUCUUCUUCGCCAUGGAGAUGGUGCUCAAGAUGGUGGCCCUGGGCAUUUUUGGCAAGAAGUGCUACCUUGGGGACACGUGGAACCGCCUGGACUUCUUCAUUGUCAUGGCCGGGAUGGUCGAGUACUCUCUGGACCUUCAGAACAUCAACCUGUCUGCCAUCCGCACCGUGCGUGUCCUGCGGCCCCUCAAAGCCAUCAACCGUGUGCCCAGUAUGCGGAUUCUGGUGAACCUGCUCCUGGACACCCUCCCCAUGCUGGGAAAUGUCCUGCUGCUCUGCUUCUUCGUCUUCUUCAUCUUUGGCAUCAUUGGUGUGCAGCUCUGGGCCGGCCUGCUGCGCAACCGCUGCUUCCUGGAGGAGAACUUCACCCUACAAGGAGAUGUGGCCCUGUCCCCCUAUUACCGGCCAGAGGAUGACGACGAGAUGCCCUUCAUCUGCUCCCUGUCGGGGGACAACGGCAUCAUGGGCUGCCACGAGAUCCCCCCCCUCAAGGAGCAGGGCCGAGAGUGCUGCCUGUCCAAGGACGACGUCUAUGACCUUGGGGCCGGGCGGCAGGCCCUCAACGCCAGCGGGCUCUGCGUCAACUGGAACCGCUACUACAACGUGUGCCGCGCGGGCAGCGCCAACCCCCACAAAGGCGCUAUCAACUUUGACAACAUCGGCUAUGCCUGGAUCGUCAUCUUCCAGGUGAUCACCCUGGAGGGCUGGGUGGAGAUCAUGUACUACGUGAUGGAUGCUCACUCCUUCUACAACUUCAUCUACUUCAUCUUACUCAUCAUAGUGGGCUCCUUCUUCAUGAUCAACCUGUGCCUCGUUGUCAUAGCGACCCAGUUCUCGGAGACCAAGCAGCGGGAGCACCGGCUGAUGCUGGAGCAGCGGCAGCGUUACCUGUCCUCCAGCACGGUGGCCAGCUACGCCGAGCCCGGCGACUGCUACGAGGAGAUCUUCCAGUACGUGUGCCACAUUCUACGCAAAGCCAGGCGCCGCGCCCUGGGCCUCUACCAGGCCCUGCAGAGCCGGCACCAGGCGCUGGCCCCGGGGGCGCCCCCCGCCAAGCCGGGGCCCCACGCCAAGGAGCCCAGGCACUACAAGCUGUGCCAACGUCACAGUCCCCUGGACCCGACGCCCCACACGCUGCUGCAGCCCGUCUCGGCCAUGCUGGCCUCUGACCCCGCCUGCUGCCCCCGCUGCCAGCGUGAGGCCGGCCGGCGGCGGCCCAGCACUGACUCAGGCCAGGAGGGCUCGGGCUCCAGGGACUCUGGCGGAGGCUCCGAGGAGGUGGAUGGGGACGGGGCCUCCUCCGGGCUGGGCAAGGAGGAGGAGGAGGAGCCGGUGGACGGGGCGGCCCGGCUCUGUGGGGCCGUGUGCAGGGAGCUGCGUGGCAAGCUGCGUGGCAUUGUGGACAGCAAGUACUUCAACCGCGGCAUCAUGAUGGCCAUCCUGGUGAACACCGUCAGCAUGGGCAUCGAGCACCACGAGCAGCCCGAGGAGCUGACCAACGUGCUGGAGAUCUGCAACGUGGUCUUCACUAGCAUGUUCGCCCUGGAGAUGAUCCUGAAACUGGCGGCCUUCGGGCUCUUUGACUACCUGCGAAACCCCUACAACAUCUUCGACAGUAUCAUUGUCAUCAUCAGCAUCUGGGAGAUCGUGGGGCAGGCAGACGGUGGGCUGUCAGUGCUGCGGACCUUCCGGCUGCUGCGGGUGCUCAAGCUGGUGCGCUUCAUGCCUGCGCUGCGGCGGCAGCUGGUGGUGCUCAUGAAGACCAUGGACAACGUGGCCACCUUCUGCAUGCUGCUCAUGCUCUUCAUCUUCAUCUUCAGUAUCCUUGGGAUGCACAUCUUUGGCUGCAAAUUCAGCCUCCGCACAGAUACAGGCGACACCGUCCCGGACAGAAAGAACUUUGACUCCCUGCUGUGGGCCAUUGUGACCGUCUUCCAGAUCCUCACGCAGGAGGACUGGAACGUCGUCCUCUACAACGGCAUGGCCUCCACCUCCCCCUGGGCCUCCCUCUACUUUGUCGCCCUCAUGACCUUUGGCAACUACGUGCUCUUCAAUCUGUUGGUGGCCAUCCUGGUGGAGGGCUUCCAGGCAGAGGGCGAUGCCAACCGCUCCUACUCAGACGAGGAUCAGAGCUCCUCCAAUCUGGAGGAGUUUGACAAGCUGCCGGAGGGGCUGGACAGCGGGGGAGAUCUCAAGCUCUGCCCAGUUCCCAUGACGCCCAACGGGCACCUGGACCCCAGCCUCCCGCUGGCUGGCCAUUUGGGCCCCGCUGGAGGCUCGGCCCCUGCCCCUCGCCUCUCACUGCAGCCGGACCCUGUGCUGGUGGCCCUGGGCCCCCGCAAGAGCAGCGUCAUGUCCCUGGGAAGAAUGAGCUAUGACCAGCGCUCCCUGUCCAGCUCCAGGAGCUCCUACCAUGGGCCGUGGGGCCGCAGCGGGGCCUGGGCCAGCCGCCGCUCCAGCUGGAACACCCUCAAGCACAAGCCUCCAUCGGCCGAACACGAGUCCCUGCUCUCGGCGGAGCGCGGGGGCGGUGCGCGGGCCUGCGAGGGUGCCCCCCGGGACGAGGGGCCGCCCAGGGCUGUCCCGCUGCACGCCCCGCACGCGCAUCACGCGCACCACGGCCCCCACGCGGCGCACUGCCACCGCCACCACCGCCGAACGCUGUCCCUGGACACCAGGGACUCGGUGGACUUGGGCGAGCUGGGGCCCACGGGGGGCGCCCACCCCCGGGCGGCCUGGAGGGCAGCGGGCCCGGCCCCGGGGCACGAGGACUGCAAUGGCAGGAUGCCCAGCAUCGCCAAGGACGUCUUCACGCAGAUGAACGACCGCAGGGACCGCUGCGAGGAUGAGGAGGAGAUCGAUUAUACCCUCUGCUUCCGUGUCCGAAAGAUGAUCGAUGCCUACAAGCCCGACUGGUGCGAGAUCCGAGAGGAUUGGUCCGUCUACCUCUUCUCCCCAGAGAAUAGGUUCCGGGUCCUGUGUCAGACCAUCAUCGCCCACAAGCUCUUUGACUAUGUUGUCUUGGCCUUCAUCUUCCUCAACUGCAUCACCAUCGCCCUGGAGCGGCCUCAGAUUGAGGCAGGCAGCACUGAACGCAUCUUCCUCACCGUGUCCAACUACAUCUUCACAGCCAUCUUCGUGGGCGAGAUGACCCUGAAGGUGGUCUCGCUGGGCCUGUACUUCGGGGAGCAGGCGUACCUGCGCAGCAGCUGGAAUGUGCUGGACGGAUUCCUGGUCUUCGUGUCCAUCAUUGACAUCGUGGUGUCUCUGGCCUCAGCGGGAGGGGCCAAGAUCCUGGGUGUCCUCCGGGUCCUUCGGCUCCUACGCACCCUCCGUCCCCUGCGGGUCAUCAGCCGGGCCCCUGGCCUGAAGCUGGUGGUGGAGACCCUCAUCUCCUCCCUCAAGCCCAUCGGCAACAUCGUGCUCAUCUGCUGUGCCUUCUUCAUCAUCUUCGGCAUCCUAGGGGUGCAGCUCUUUAAGGGCAAGUUCUACCACUGCCUGGGGGUGGACACACGCAACAUCACCAACCGCUCCGACUGCAUGGCCGCCAACUACCGCUGGGUCCACCACAAAUACAACUUCGACAACUUGGGCCAGGCCCUGAUGUCCCUCUUUGUCCUGGCCUCCAAGGACGGCUGGGUGAAUAUCAUGUACAAUGGCCUGGACGCUGUCGCUGUGGACCAGCAGCCCGUGACCAACCACAACCCCUGGAUGCUGCUCUACUUCAUCUCCUUCCUGCUCAUCGUCAGCUUCUUCGUGCUCAACAUGUUCGUGGGCGUCGUGGUGGAGAACUUCCACAAGUGCCGGCAGCACCAGGAGGCUGAGGAGGCGCGGCGGCGCGAGGAGAAGCGGCUGCGGCGCCUGGAGAAGAAGCGCCGGAAGGCCCAGAGGCUACCCUACUAUGCCACGUACUGUCCCACCCGGCUGCUCAUCCACUCCAUGUGCACCAGCCACUACUUGGACAUCUUCAUCACCUUCAUCAUCUGCCUCAACGUGGUCACCAUGUCCCUGGAGCACUAUAACCAGCCCAUGUCCCUAGAAACAGCUCUCAAGUACUGCAACUACAUGUUCACCACGGUGUUUGUCCUGGAGGCUGUGCUGAAGCUGGUAGCCUUUGGUCUAAGGCGCUUCUUCAAGGACCGGUGGAACCAACUGGACCUGGCCAUUGUGCUGCUGUCCGUGAUGGGCAUCACGCUGGAGGAGAUCGAGAUCAACGCGGCACUGCCCAUCAACCCCACCAUCAUCCGCAUCAUGCGGGUCCUGCGAAUCGCCCGCGUGCUGAAGCUGUUGAAGAUGGCCACAGGGAUGCGGGCCCUGCUGGACACGGUAGUGCAGGCUCUGCCCCAGGUGGGCAACCUGGGCCUCCUGUUCAUGUUGCUCUUCUUCAUCUACGCUGCGCUGGGCGUGGAGCUCUUUGGGAAGCUGAUCUGCAAUGACGAUAACCCGUGUGAGGGCAUGAGCCGGCACGCCACCUUCGAGAAUUUCGGCAUGGCCUUCCUCACGCUCUUCCAGGUCUCCACCGGUGACAACUGGAACGGGAUCAUGAAGGACACGCUGCGGGACUGCACGCAGGACGAGCGCAGCUGCCUGAGCAGCCUGCAGUUCGUGUCGCCGCUGUACUUCGUCAGCUUCGUGCUCACGGCCCAGUUCGUGCUCAUCAACGUGGUGGUGGCCGUGCUCAUGAAGCACCUGGACGACAGCAACAAGGAGGCGCAGGAGGACGCCGAGAUGGACGCCGAGAUCGAGCUGGAGAUGGCCCACGGCCUGGGCCCUGGCUCGCGCCCGCCCACAGCCUCCCCUGGGGCACCCAGCCGGGGGCCGGGCAGUGGGCCGGACCCUGAGGGCCGUGUGCGCCGCCGCUGCUUCUCGCCAGCCCAGGAGAACCUGUGGCUGGACAGCGUCUCUUUAAUCAUCAAGGACUCCUUGGACGGGGAGCUGACCAUUAUCGACAACCUGUCCGGCUCCGUCUACCACCACUAUUCCUCGCCCUCCAGCUGCGACAAGUGCUACCACGACAAGCAGGAGGUGCAGCUGGCUGAGACAGAGGCCUUCUCCCUGAACUCUGACCGGUCCUCAUCCAUCCUGCUGGGUGACGAUCUGAGUCUCGAGGACCUCACAGCCUGCCCACCUGGCCCCAAAGACAGCAAGGGUGAGCCAGAGCCACCAGAGCCCACCCACGUGGAGGACCUGGGUGAGUGCUGCUUCCCUUUACCCAACACGGCUAUCGCGCUGGGCCCGGAGAACUGCCUGUGUGAGAUGGAAGCCGUCCCGUUCAAUCCAGUCCGGUCCUGGCUGAAACACGACAGUAGCCCAGCAGCGCCCCCGAGCUCCUUCUCCCCGGAUGACUCCAGCCCUCUCCUGCCGAUGCCUGCAGAGUUCUUCCACCCAGCUGUGUCCUCAGGCCAGAAGGGGCAGGAGAAGACCACCUGCCCCGGGACUCUCCCCAAGAUUGCACUGCAGGGCUCCUGGGCCUCCCUGCGAUCCCCCAGCGUCAACUGUGCCCUCCUCCGGCAGGUACGGGCACCCGGCUCCAGGGAGCUCCCCUGCUGGGCCUCUGAGCUGCCUGGAGGUCAAGAGCUGGGUUUCUGGAGGGCGGCAGGGGCGGGCUGACUGAGGACCCAGGGUGACACAGUGCCUGGGGGGCCCUUGGGUAGAGGGGAGAAGCUGUUGUGUUUACAUCAUUGGUGUGGUUUUCUAGAGCCGGGUUUGACAAGUGUUUAACCCAGGGACCUUUGCACAGGGUGGUCUUCAUGCAGGGUGAUUCUGGGACUGGGGUUAUAAGGUGGGCAGGGCCUGGUCCUGGGGACCAUGAAAGUCAGGCAGGAUUGGGGGGCGGGGGACACAAUGCAGACCGCCUCCCAUGGGGCACAGUG